AUGAAAUGCAGCCAGAGCCACCUUCGAAUGGAGGCAGAUGGUGAGGAGGCCAGAAACCCCAGGUCUCUGCGGAGGGAUCUCCUGGGGGAGUACCGCCAGAAAAAGACGGAAUCGAUGAUGGCAGAAAAAAUGGAAGACUUGAAUCUUCCUAACGCCGUCGUUACGAGGAUUAUCAAGGAAGCUUUGCCUAGUGGCGUUACGGUUGGGAAGGAAGCACGGGCUGCCGUUACGAAAGCUGCUUUCAUUUUCAUUCUUUACCUAACUUCGUCUGCUAACUCGGUCGCCAAAAAGGCAAAUCGUAAGACUAUUAGCAGCGCCGACGUGAUACAAGCUAUGGAGGAUAUUGACUUUGAUCAGUUCAUUGAGCCGCUGCAGGAGGCGCUGGAGAAUUUCAAGAAAACACAGAAAGAGAAAAAAGACGCGACGACAAAGAGGAAACAGCAGAAAAAAGACGAGGACGACGGGGUGGAUGGGACAGAAGACGAGUAG
This is a messenger RNA of Orussus abietinus, 489 nucleotides long. RefSeq names its product DNA polymerase epsilon subunit 3 (gene Chrac-14). Gene Ontology annotation, cellular component: CHRAC; epsilon DNA polymerase complex. The record is from RefSeq and is a predicted model, not a curated record. Bases 1 to 489 code for a protein of 162 amino acids. The transcript has 2 exons. Lineage: Eukaryota; Metazoa; Arthropoda; Insecta; Hymenoptera; Orussidae. Gene Ontology annotation, biological process: DNA damage response; leading strand elongation; heterochromatin formation. Gene Ontology annotation, molecular function: chromatin DNA binding; protein heterodimerization activity.